Messenger RNA from Paralichthys olivaceus (Japanese flounder), 3917 nucleotides. RefSeq names its product RAS protein activator like 3 (gene rasal3). The record is from RefSeq and is a predicted model, not a curated record. Lineage: Eukaryota; Metazoa; Chordata; Actinopteri; Pleuronectiformes; Paralichthyidae. Gene Ontology annotation, biological process: regulation of GTPase activity.
ACGAGAGAAGCAGAGAGACUGAGCUGGUGCAGGCACAAUUUUUUUUAUCUUCCUUAACACGGACAGCAAUCUCCAAGUUAGUGGUAAAUCAGAAACACAUCUCCUGAGAAGGUAUUUGAAUUUUGUUUGAUGCAUCUUUGAGAGAAGAGAACAUUUUACUCACACACCCUAAUCUGACAUGGGCACUGAGGAGAAAGAUUCAGAGCCUGCAGCUCAACAACCAAAGGAGCAUGGAUCACCAGAGAAGGAGAAGGAAUCUGCUGUGGAGCCUCCACCAGGACAAAUAUCUGACACCACCGACACCCUCAAUACAUACAGUUGGCAAACCGGCUCCAAAGGGACGCUUGAUGAUGUGAAAGAACAAGGAGAGGGAGAAGCAGCUUCUUCUACAUCUACAAUCGACAAGAUCCAGAAGGCCUCCUCUAACAAAUGGAGCAAGAUGCAGAACUGGCGCAAGGCCCUGAGCGAGGACCCUGGAGAUAAAAAUUCAUCUGGAGGGAAAGGUGGAGAGGUAGCCAAGCCGGAUAAAGGUGCCAGUGGAACCAGAAAGAACCCCUUCAGAAGGGCCCUGUCUGAGCCUCCGGGGUCCCUGUUUGCAGCCCUGUCCUCCAGCGCAGCCGGCUCAGCCAACGCAGCUUCGUGCUCAGCUGCCGCAGAGGCCUCGGCAGUCUCCUCUACAGACCCUUCACAGAAGGCAGGCGGAGGGGCACUCUUUAAAAAGUACCUGAGGACUGUUUCCCAGAAGCUCAAGAGGCCCAAGCUGCAAAGUCGGAGCAGCAACCCGGCAUUACUCCAUGAUGCGGGAAAGGCUGUACCUACUGAACUGCCACGACUACAAUGGGCCCCACCUCAAGAGGUCCCCAUCUGGGACAUCAGCAACUGUAACCUUGAAGAUGGACAAAUUCUCAUAUCCCCGGAGGAGGAGCCAACGAUGUGGACUCGAAACCGUGUCAGCAGCUGCCUGUCCAACCAAAGCAUGCAGAACCUUGCAGAUAUCGACACAGAAUGCAGUCCUGACCAUGGGGGCCUGUCAGGUGGCCCACGACCAAAGAACCAAGAUGGUGGUGUGAGGGCACUGAUCAAGAGACGUCUGGAGAACAAGGCCAAGAGGAAUAGCAACAGCCAACUAAACUCAUCGGGGCUAAACAAAGGAAGCAGGCAUUAUAGUUCCCGGGAGUCUGUGUCAAUUCCAGUCAAUGCCAUGGGGACUCUAGAUCUGAGCGCAGACACCAGCACUGUCAUCAGGCCAGUCCACAGCUCCAUUCUGGGGGAGAAGUACUGCUUCGAGGUGAUAAACUCUGAGAGCACCCAUUGUUUUGGCUGCUCCUCAGCUGCUGAACGUGAUCGUUGGAUUGAGGACCUGAGACGGGCUGCCCAGCCCAAUAAGGAUAACAUUGAACGCACAGAGAACUCCCUGAGUCUGUGGAUAAAUGAAGCCAAGGAUCUGCCACCCAAAAGGCGUUAUUACUGUGAGGUACACCUAGAUGGGACCUUGUUUGCCCGCACCAGCAGUCGAGCUGUUGGCAAGCCAAUGAACCGCUCCAGCCUAGCAGGGGACAGCUCCUAUGGGUCCUCAGGAGGCCAGGGGGCCAGUGGAGGUGUGGUUGGAGGGUGUCAACUAUUCUGGGGUGAAUUUUUUGAGCUUGACAACCUGCCCUUUGUCUCUCAAAUCACCUUGCACCUCUUCCGUGAGGAUGACCCCAAGAAAAAGCGUCACUCCAGAGAGGAGUCAAGCCUGCACCCACUGGGCAGUGUGGCUAUACCUUUAGCCGAUAUCCAAGGGAGGACCUUUCAGGAGAAAUGGUAUCCAAUCACUCCAUACAAGGCCUCAGGCACAGCAGGGACGAAAGACCUCCUGGGACCACAGGCGUCACUACGUAUAAAAUCCCGUUUCCAGAAUUUGAAGGUGUUGCCCAUGGAGAAAUACAAAGAGUUUGCAGAGUAUGUGACAGUGGAUUAUGUGGAAAUGUGCAGAAGUCUGGAGCCACUUCUGAAUGUCAAGGAGAAGGAAGAGCUGGCAGGAGCGCUGGUCCAUGUACUGCAAAGUAUUGGCAAGGCCAAGGAGUUCCUUAUUGACUUGGGUGGUGCAGAGGUGGAGCGUCUUGGAGAGAGGGAGGCACUGAUCUUCAGAGAGAACACACUGGCCACUAAAGCCAUUGAUGAAUAUAUGAAGCUUGUUGGCCAGAAGUACCUCAUUGAUACACUAGGAGACUUUAUCACCCGUCUUUAUGACUCGGUGGAGAACUGUGAAGUCGAUCCUCGUAAAUGCCCCGCCUCUGAUCUGUCAAACAAUCAGAAACACUUGAGGGAGGCCUGUGAGGAGGUGGCGAUGAAGAUUAUUGAGAUCCAUGGAACCUUUCCUGAAGAGUUAAACAAGAUCUUCUCCAGCUGGGUGGAGCUGUGCGAAGACCAGGGCAGACCAGAGAUCGGCCAGCGUCUUAUCUCUGCUUCCCUCUUCCUUCGCUUCUUAUGCCCUGCUAUCCUCAGUCCUUCUCUUUUUGGUCUGACGCAGCCUUAUCCAGAGCCAAACACCCUGCGUACCCUCACCUUAACUGCCAAAGUCAUCCAGAAUUUGGCCAACUUCACCUUGUUUGGUGAUAAGGAAGAGUACAUGCUUUUUAUGAAUGAAUUCUUGCAGCAACACUGGAAUGGAAUGAGGAGUUUUCUACAAACAGUGUCAAGUCAGGUCAAUGAAAUCCCGAUGACUUCUUUUGACGGCUAUGUGGAUCUGCCUCUGCGCCUGGCCGUGCUCCAUGGCCUGUUAGUAGACAUCAUCUAUCAGAGGGACCAGGACACAAUCGACAAGCUGCACCCUCUGCCAAUGAUUCUGAACCAGAUAACAGAGUCGCUGGGGUCUGAAGCACCUCGGAUCAUAGUCAAUAGCCAAAUGGGAAAAGCCAAGCCGGUGUAUGUCCCCCCUAAAGACUUGGACAAGUACAGCCCCCACCAGUCAUCCACCCAGCACCUCCCUUCGGACUCCAAAGGCCUACGAGAAGGGACUCCGAGGAAUGCAAGAGAGAGGAAGCCAGUCGCCAGAACUCAGAGUGCCCCUCACCGACGUCCCGGUCAUGCAAAACAUGUCUUGAAGAGGCAGACCAGUUCUGAAGCUCUGCCGAUUUCUGAGCAUGAUCAGGAGCUGGAGGCUAACCAGCCACUUAUCUCUUGCCCUAAUACUAGUGCCAGUGUCAAACGUACACCCGCACCUGUUCCCUGGAUCAAAAACAGCCACAACAAAGAAUCAAGUGAGAUAAAGGCUGGGAAUGAGGAGUUAAACUUACUCGACAGGCACGAUCAAGAGCUGUCAGAGCUUCGUCUGGGGAUAGAUCUGGUGACAGAGCGAGAGCUGGACAUGGCAAAGCGCCUGGAGGACUUCAUCAGCCAGAGCCAGGACCAGAAUGCAAUGCUGCAGGUCGAGUUGAAAGAGCUCCGGAAUCUGUUGGUGGAACGAGAGGAGCAGCUUGCCAGCGCCACCUUCAGGCUGGGUGUGAUUGAGGAAGAAAGAGAGGAAGAUGAGAGGAAGCUGAAUGUCGCUGUUGCAGCCGCUGAGCGAAUGAACGUACUGGAAGAACAGUUUGCAGGCAUGGUCAGGAACCUUCAACAGCUCAGCGAGGCCUCUAACAGCGGCCAAAACAACAUUCAGCAUCCUGAAAAGCCACACAUCAACAGCAACUGAACCCAGAUAGCUUAGUUUCGCAGUUUUGUAUAAAUACAUGCAGUAUAUAGAGUUCAUGUAGAAAAGUCGCAAUUUUGAUUUCCUGAUGAGAUGUAAGUUUAUUCUAUAAAGAUAUUCAAAAAGGGUGUGAGUGGGCAAACUCUGACUAAGGAUAAAAUUAAACCUACUGAAUUUCUCUGCAUUUCAGCUUUUACUGUAUGUAAGCUACAGCUGUUUGAGUUUUUCUGAUAAAUAAAAGAAAUAC